AUGUUUUCGGGAUAUCUGCAGUCUGGACUCUACUCCGGCAUGGACAGCAAGCACGGCCUAGCAGCAUGGCGUUGGCUUAUGAUCUUCGAUGGCAUCAUCGGCAUCCCAGUGUCGCUGUACGGAUUCUUUGCUGUCCCGGAUAGUCCUACCAAUACGAGGGCGCUAUGGCUGAAUGCCAGUGAUCGCGAGAUGGCCCGGACCAGGAUGGAACAGAUCGGUCGUAAACCGCCAGCCAAACUGACGUGGAAAAUUGUGAAAGAAGCACUGUCGAUGUGGCCUAUGUGGCUAUUCCCAAUCGCCUUCUCUUGCCAUGUCCUUGGUAUUCGCGUGUACAACUACUUCAACAUCAACCUGAAGAGCACGGGCCAGUAUUCCGUGCAGGACGUCAACAACAUUCCGACUGCUGGCUAUGCAUACCAGAUUGUAAUGGCGUUGAUCUACGCUUGGGUCGGCGACUACUACCAAACGAGGUGGUGGGUCAUUUGUGUUGCUUGCCUUAUGUCGAUGAUCGGGACAGUCAUAUUGUGCAUUUAUCCAGAGCACAAUACAGCAGCAAUGAUGGCCGGUUGGCUAUUGACGUUCGGCGAGACUGGUGCUGGUACGUUGAUGAUGACAAUGGUCAAUGAGGCGUGCAGCUUUUUCCAGCGAGCACCGCAUCAUCACCAUCGGGUGGACUGA
This is a messenger RNA of Fulvia fulva, 678 nucleotides long. Its product is annotated as MFS transporter PfmaC. Gene Ontology annotation, molecular function: transmembrane transporter activity. Lineage: Eukaryota; Fungi; Ascomycota; Dothideomycetes; Mycosphaerellales; Mycosphaerellaceae. Bases 1 to 678 code for a protein of 225 amino acids. Gene Ontology annotation, cellular component: membrane. The transcript has a single exon. The record is from RefSeq and is a predicted model, not a curated record.